AUGAGCAUGAACUACCCAACAGCGGGUGCCACGCAGAGGUCGACGUCGUUUUUUAUAGAAGACAUCUUAUUGCACAAACCUAAGCCGCUGAGAGAAGUUAUUCAAUCGCCUUUCUGUAGCUCCGUGGCCUCACGGAUGCCGAUCCUGGAGUAUGGAUACCCACUGAUGCCAACGCCAGUAUUGGCCCCGCAUCCACACCAUCCGCUCCACAAACCAGAACAUCACCAGUACUUCUUUACAUCUGGCAUGCAGAUGCCGGCCUUGUUCCAGCACCACGCAGACUUACCCGGGAAGCACUGCAGACGCAGGAAGGCCCGGACGGUUUUCUCCGACUCGCAACUCUCCGGUCUGGAGAAGAGGUUUGAAAUCCAGCGGUACUUGUCCACACCGGAGAGAGUGGAGCUUGCCACUGCGCUCAGCCUUUCCGAAACGCAGGUGAAAACGUGGUUUCAGAACCGCCGGAUGAAGCACAAAAAGCAGCUGAGGAAAGCCCAGGAUGAGCACAAGACAGCCGGGCACUUGGAGAGAUCCGCGGAGAACACGAGCGACAACCAACUGACCGAGAAGAGCGGCGAGGAACUGAAACGUCCACUGGAGCGGGACACAUAUUUGCUGGAGGAAAACGACGACGAUGUGGAUAUCGAGGAUGAUAUUUGCUCUCCGGAUCAUCUCCUAUAG
Phycodurus eques (leafy seadragon) is the source of this 678-nucleotide messenger RNA. It is a transcript of the gene bsx, whose product is annotated as brain-specific homeobox. Gene Ontology annotation, biological process: regulation of DNA-templated transcription. The record is from RefSeq and is a predicted model, not a curated record. Bases 1 to 678 code for a protein of 225 amino acids. NCBI's taxonomy places the organism in Eukaryota, Metazoa, Chordata, Actinopteri, Syngnathiformes, Syngnathidae. Gene Ontology annotation, molecular function: DNA binding; DNA-binding transcription factor activity, RNA polymerase II-specific. The transcript is spliced from 3 exons.